This is a messenger RNA of Telopea speciosissima, 909 nucleotides long. RefSeq names its product RWD domain-containing protein 1-like. Gene Ontology annotation, molecular function: protein binding. Gene Ontology annotation, biological process: cytoplasmic translation. Lineage: Eukaryota; Viridiplantae; Streptophyta; Magnoliopsida; Proteales; Proteaceae. The record is from RefSeq and is a predicted model, not a curated record. The transcript is spliced from 11 exons. The coding region runs from base 34 to 801 and encodes 255 amino acids.
GAGAUCAAGGAUUUCUCUUUGCAGGGGCCGACCAUGACUGACCAUGUACAAGAGCAGGAGAUGGAAAUUGAAGCAUUGCAAGCCAUUCUUAUGGAUGACUUUAGAGAAAUUGGGUCUCACGAGAGUGGUCUCAAUACAUCAAAUCGUUGCUUCCAAAUUACUCUAUCUCCCCAGGAAGAUGAUGAUGUUGAUGAAUCAACAACCACUCCAGUUCAACUGGCUCUAAUUUUCUCACAUACUGAAAAAUAUCCAGAUGAGCCACCAUUUUUGAUUGUGAAAAGUAUACGAGGGAUACAAGCGGAGGAUCUUAAAAUUCUAAAAUCAAAGCUUGAACAAGAGGCAUCUGAGAAUCUUGGUAUGGCUAUGGUGUACACGCUUGUUGCAUCAGCUAAAGAGUGGUUGAAUGAAAGAUUUGAUCAAAAUGCUGGGAUUUCAGACAACGAAGAAGAAGAUACAGCUAAAGAUGACAUAGUUAUACCGCAUGGAGAACCAGUCACUGUUGAGACUUUUCUUGCAUGGAGAGAACGAUUUGAAGCGGAGUUGGCCCUUGAACGAGCCAAGUUAAUGCCUGAGUCUGUACUUGCGGCACCUAAGGACAAGAAGCUUUCAGGGCGACAGUGGUUUGAAAGUGGCAGAGCUUCUACGAAAGGUGCUAUGCCAGUCACUGAAGGCUCUGAAGAGGAGGAUGAGGAAGAUAUUGACUUCGAUGAUGAGGAUUUUGAAGAUGAUGAAGAUAUGCUUGAGCACUAUUUGGCAGAGAAGUCAGACUCCUCGACGCAUUCUUCAAGGAGAGGCAACUGAAAAGAUGUGUUGUAAACAUGCAACUAUCAGUUAACCAUAGCAUGCAUGAUAUUUUUUCUGGUAUUUGUAUGGGGUGGCUAGUCAUUGUGGAUGUUUUAUCGUUUCCAU